CAGCAGAAACAACAACAAAACUGCUUACACAGUCAUAACGAAUGGCUCGGACUUGAGUAGCAUUUUAUAAUUAUAAAAUUGUGUGGAUUUUUUUUAAAUGGGCCGAACCAAUGAUAUUCAUUGCCACUUCAGUUCAUUUGAUUUGAGUGUAUGAAAAAGAACGGCCACUAUCGAUGGUGACUGCGUAUUGUGAAUAAAGCGCAUCAAAAUCUGUCGAAAACGAAUUCAAAAACAAUUUCCAAACAAUCGACACUUCAAUUGUAUCAAACGAAUUUACGUCGACUGAUUUAUUUUAAGGCUGAGAUUUCGACAUUCUGUUUACUCGAUUUAAAAAAUUUUAAGUGUGAACGAACGUGAAUGAAUUUGACAUUAAAUUAUCUGAAUUAAAACUGUGAUUUUUUUUCUCUCCAGUAAAUGCAUAGUGUGCCUAUUGUUAUCGUUUCAUGUAAAUUCGGCGUGACAUCAAUAUCCAAAUCAAAGCAGAUUGAAAUCGUAGGUGGUGUAAAGCAAACAAACAAAAAAGAGAAGAAAAAAAGUCAAAUUGUUGAAAGGUGAAAAUAGUCAAACAGAGAGAGUCAAACACUUAUCGAUAAAAGUCAUCUUCAGUGCUAAGCAGUAUACGAUGUAAUAUAUACACACAUCACACAUAUAUUAUGUCGUUUGUGUUUGAAUUCGUAAGAAAUUUUAAGUGUUGCUAUCACAAGCAAUACACUGAAGAUCCAUACGGUGUCGAAAACGGAUUCGAUUGACAACAAAUGUCUUGCGCAUUCCGCCUUCGAAACAACGCGCCUUUUAAAAUCGCUAAAUAUAUUGAUAAACUGUGUGUAUAUAAAUUUUAAUCCAUAAGUGAAUGUAAUAACAAAGCGCAAUUCAAUUCAAGCAGAUAGUUUAAAUCAACAUAUCGUCGUGUUCACUCUGUACGGUUUUUCGUGCUCGUGUCUCUCGUAUACCGUGUCUGAAUUGAAUGAAGUUUUAAAAUUCUAAGCGAGCGGGAGAGGGAAAAAAUCAUCUCUGGUGCCGGUUUUCUGCACGCAAGUUUGGAUUACUGCGUACAUGGAGACAAAGCCAAAAAAAAAAAACACUAAACAUUUGAAUCAUUUGAUUAGUGACACAGACUUAACUAAGUGUGCUUGAUAGUUUCGUAUCGUGUAAAAUAGAAAUAUUCCAAUAAAUUGAACAACAUGGAAGUAUAUACAUCGGACAGCAGCGAUAGUGAUUCGCACGAACAGAAAACGCUCGAUUAUGGUCGAUUAGGAUUGACAUCUGAAUGUUUAGAAGAAAACCUAAGCCAUUUGCAUAAAAUCAGUAAAUUAACCGACAUCGAAACGGUCUUACUCAAUCACAAUAUGAUUACAACAUUGCCAUCGCAAACAUUGAGUCAUUUCAAUAAUUUGCAUGUGCUGGAUCUCAGUUCGAAUGGUUUGACACAAUUGCCAGCGAAUUUGCUUCAAAUAUGCCCGUUGUUGACAAAACUCAUUUUGAAAAAUAAUUUGCUGACAAAUAGUUCAUUGCCGAAAUGCUUUAAAUCUUCAAUCAAACAGAGCGGUCUCAGAGAGUUGAAUUUAAGCGGCAAUCUACUCACACAUUUUCCAGAUGCAGUACUCGAACUCAACAACUUGAAAUAUUUGUAUUUGGGCGCAAACAAAAUCACCAGCAUUUCAAAAGAGAUUUGGCGAUUGCAAAGUUUAAACGUAUUAUCUCUGGGUGGAAAUCUUAUUGCGGACGUACCCGACACCGUAGGAAAUCUUCAACAAUUGCAGGCACUGACUUUAUGUGAUAAUUUAAUUGAAAUACUGCCGGCCAAUAUAGCACGUCUUACCAAUUUGAAAUCAUUGCUUUUGCAUAAAAAUCGGCUUCGUCAUUUACCGCGUGACAUUAUAACAUUGAAAAAUCUAGUCGAACUUUCGUUGCGAGAAAAUCCAUUGGUUGUACGAUUCGUUCAGGAAAUAUCAUUGCAUCCACCAAGCUUGCUUGAGCUGUCGGCACGAGUAAUUCGUACAGCAAGCGUUCCGUUUGAACCACACGAAUUACCGAAAUCAAUGACCGACUAUUUGAAUACCGCGCACUGCUGCGUAAAUCCAAAGUGCAAAGGUGUUUUCUUUGAUAAUCGCAUCGAGCACAUUAAAUUUGUUGAUUUCUGUGGAAAAUAUCGCAUUCCACUGCUACAAUAUUUGUGCUCAUCAAAAUGUAUUGAAGGAGUGAAUCGCAAUACCGAGCCACAACCAAGCUCCAGUUCAAGCGCUAGUGGUAUCAUGAUGAGAAAAGUUUUAUUGGGUUAAAAUUGGAAUAUAAAAGGAUAACCGGCUAUAUAUACGCUAUCGAUAUCAAAGAGCAAUAAAAUUAAGGCAAUCAACUAA
Contarinia nasturtii (swede midge) is the source of this 2357-nucleotide messenger RNA. RefSeq names its product leucine-rich repeat-containing protein 58. The transcript is spliced from 5 exons. Bases 1182 to 2279 code for a protein of 365 amino acids. NCBI's taxonomy places the organism in Eukaryota, Metazoa, Arthropoda, Insecta, Diptera, Cecidomyiidae. Gene Ontology annotation, molecular function: protein binding. The record is from RefSeq and is a predicted model, not a curated record.